CACAAGGACCUUUUGUUUAUAAGGUGGGUGUCGUAAAGCAAUAUCAUUGCUGACCUGAUAGACAAUAACUCGUAUCGAUUCUCCUUAUUGCAUGAGUUAUAUCGGUUUGAAAUGUUGCAUUUAUAAAACCGCAUCCAAAUUUCUGAACUGAAUUCCCGACCACUGUAUAAUAGAUAGUGGUAAGUGACCACUGCACUGGCUGCACACUUCACAAUCCCAGCAGUAGGCUACGUCACGAGGCUAUUACUCAUCUAUUGCAUUAUGAAUAGUGGCUAUUUAGACAUCUUACUCAUUUGACGCGCUGUUUUGCAUACUACAUAGUAGUGAAAUAUGUUCGCGCGCGUGGGUGGUGUGUGUGUCUGCGUGUCUGUUUGAGUAUGAAUGGCUGAGUGCGCACGUGUAAGGGACAUUCCACUAAUUUCUGUCCCCUAAACCUGACUCAAACCGUUCUGCCUUUUAAAUACAUUAUGUCCAGUAUGCUUUUUUUCUCGUGGGGAAUAUUGGGAGGUGCAGGCAAACACUGACUCUCACAUAUGCUACUGGUAUUUGUUGAUAGACUGUCCAGCCGUGAGCUUUAGAUCCCAGUGCCCUCAAGCCAGAGUCACGGUGGCGCCGACUCACCAUUUCUGCUGUCUGCGCUCCCACGGGUCACUCCAAACUCAAGAGAAGGGAAGUAUGGCCGCUUGUAACUUUAGCGGAUUGAGAAGCAUUUCCCACCGUAUAUUUAUUAUAGGUCUGCCGGUGCUACUGCUAGUUCAACUACUGGUAAGUUUAACGGUGCCGCGCGCAACUAACGACGUGAGCGGUGACGAGCCUGCUGUUCUCGUUAUAAGCAUAGAGAAGAGGGGAGGCUCAGCGUCGUCUGAGGUCAGGAAAAAUGAGGGAGAUUUGGAAAGCAGCGUGUUUGGUCUCUGGACCGACGAGGGAGACUCAAGACUGACGGGAUACCACGACGAAAACGAGCUUGAAGGACUCCAGGUAAACUCGGAUUCACUAGUGAUGCAGACUGCGGCUAUAGAGCUGGUAUUGCAGCCGUGGGCAUCAGAACAUCCCUCGUUUUUUGCAGAGUUGCAGCGUCUCACCCAGUUCAUCACCACAACAGAGGUGAAAUGCUCUGUGGUGCAGGAUUCAGAUGGAAAUCAAUCAACACACUCUCCUGGUCACUUAGAUGUUUUGUGCAUCAACCACUGGAAGGGAAAAUGGGGCUGUGUGGCCUACUCAUUCAGUCUGGAUGGAAAGGAUGCUGCAUUUUUAGACACAAUGUUGUAUGCAGGGUGUGAGGUUCAUCGGUUUGACCCCAGCGGUCGAGGGAUUCGAGAGCCUGCAUCUAUUAAGAAUCAUCGGGCUUGGUUAGACUGGAGAAAUCCACUCCGUCAUGCAGGCCUCGUUGGUAAUGUACCACACAGGCUGCUUGACAUUAUGGACUCCCUGGGCCACACCAUGGUGGAUGUUCUGCGUAUGGAUUUGGAGAGCGCUGAAUGGCGCAUAUUAGAAAGCUGGAUUAAGGAUGGAACUCUCAGAAGGAUCAAUCAGCUCAUUCUGACCAUUCAUAUGCAGUGGGCGGGGUUUGAGGUGGGUGGUGUCGAAGAAGAGGUGGUGCGAUUCUGGUACAGUGUACUGAAAGCCCUCCGCAUCUCAGGACUCCAACUCGUGCAUUCGGCACAUGGCCCGGGACACAUAGUGCUGAGACACAAACUGGCGGACUCUCACAGCUCAUACACACUCAGCUGGAUAAGGACAAGUGAGCAGCCCAGAUAGCCAAAUGCAAAAUCACUGCAAAAGACACUUAGAUGCAGAAGCAAAACUCUAAUUCUAUGGAAAAGAUGACAGACGUGUCUAAGAGUACUUUUAACUAAAACAGCAUCAUUUAAUGAGACUGACGUGCUGAAUACAUACAAAAAUGCAUACAAUUUUUAAGAGGUAAAGUUGCAUGUUAGUAUUAUUUUGUUUCUCUGCACAGGCAGUCAUGCCGUCUAAUGGUUUGACAGGGUAUUGCAAUGAUUCAACUCUGCAUUUAUGCGCACAAUUUAAUCUACUGUAUACUGUGAUAAUCCUUUAAAACGUUAAAUUAACGUCAUUUUUAAUAAAACAGGGCUACGUGCAAUAUUUUACAAAUGCACUGUUUUAUAUGAAAUAAACUGUAAACAAUAAAAUGUUUAUUAGAAUUGUG
Messenger RNA from Carassius auratus (goldfish), 2170 nucleotides. RefSeq names its product methyltransferase-like protein 24. The coding region runs from base 676 to 1758 and encodes 360 amino acids. Lineage: Eukaryota; Metazoa; Chordata; Actinopteri; Cypriniformes; Cyprinidae. The record is from RefSeq and is a predicted model, not a curated record. The transcript is spliced from 5 exons.